AUGAGUAAUAAUCACCACCAAAAUCCAUACUACAACAAUAAUUCUUCUGGUGGUUCGGGUCGUCCUCCACAUCACCAUCAUCCACAACAACAACAACAGCAACAAUAUGGCUAUGUAGGAGCUCAAGGAGGCAAUAAUUAUUACUACAAUCCAAAUCCUCCACCACCACAACAGCAUGUUCGUGAUUUUGAGCAAGCUUACGGAGGCCAUUAUACACCACCUGCUGCAAGACCUUCACCCCAGAUGGGUCAUUAUGGAAAUGUAAAUAAUCAUCCUCCUCCACCUCAACAAUAUGGUGGUUAUUAUGCUCCUCCACGGGAUAAUCAAUAUUCUAGUAGGGAUAAUAAUCAAUAUUAUCAACAACCAUCGAGUAAUAGUUAUAGUAAUAGAUCCUAUCAUGAUAAUUAUUCACGUUCAUCAGAUAGAAAUGAUAGGAAUGAUAGAAACGAUAAUAGAAAGAGACGUGAUUACGACAAUAGAAAUGAUAAUAGAAAUGAAAAUAGAAAUGAUUAUAGACCACGUAAUGAUCGUAAUGAUCGUUCUAAUAGUAAUAAUUAUGAUAGAUCAAAGAAUAGAAAAUACAAUAACAACAACCAAUCAUCAUAUAACAAGGCCAUUCCUCAAGGAUUAGAUUCCAACACUUUAAAUAUUAAAGCUCAUGAUGACAAGGUUCCUCUCAGAAAUAAUAUUCCGAUUUGGAAUUUUUCUCAUCAAUAUACUGACACGGAUAUGAAAUCUAAUGGUGAUGAGCAACGUAAACGAUUCUUUGAAACAGCUGAGAAGGAAGGUACCAGUAAUGCUCCUUUUGCAUCCUUUAUUGAAUAUCAUAGAUUCAAAAAAAUCAAAGAGUUGAGAAAUCUCUAUGAGGAUGAUGUGAAAGAAUUACUUUUUGGUUUGGAAGCACCUAAAGAAUCUCUGAAUAGAUGGCUCUUUGAACAAUUAUCCUCUGUUAACAAUCAACUAGUUGAUGAAAAUGGAACAGCAGUUGUGGAAAAGCAAUCAACACAUGAUUCACUCUUAAAGAGACCUGAAUUUGCCAUUGAAAGUCCUGUUUUAAAGGCAGAAAUCUAUUCUGAAAUUCCAAGUAGACUCAGAUGCAGAGGAAUUGCUCAAGCCUCAAAAUCUCUUGACAGCUAUUAUAUGAAUGGAUUGGAUUGGUUACAAAAAAUCAAGAGGUUCUUUGCAGAAUUAGAUACAACAAAUGAUACUGGAAGAGAAAUUUGUGAAAAGAUUGGACAAGAAUUGAAAGAAUUGAAAGAAUUUUUGGAUCAAAAUUCUAGGCAUAAAUUUGACUUGGCAACCCUUGAGCAAAAGCAAAAGGACUUGACAAGCAAUUGUACAUCACUCUUCAAGGAUGCCCUUAAGGAACGAGUAGAUGAGGUUUGUGCUCGUCUCGUUGAACAUUCCAAGAAGAUUACACAAGAAUUGGAUGAACUCAUCUCAACUAGGAAACCACUCUCUGAAAGUGAAUGGUUAAUUAAAUUAGAAUAUAUUGAGAAUGAUUCUGAACCACUCUGUAUAGUAGAAUUGUAUAGUGAAGGAACUGUUGUUGAUUCAUUUAAAUUGAACUUGGUACAUUUUAACAAGUUGAGAUUGCUCUAUCAAAAGCACAAUCAAGAAAUUGAUCCAGAUUUAAAGAUUUUCCCAUAUAGACUCUAUGCAUUAUUGAGAAGAUAUCAAACCUUUUUUGGUGAUUCUGAGAGUGAAGAAGGUGCAAAUUUCCAUGCAGCUUUACCUGAGAAGGGAUUUGAAUUUCUCUAUAAGGAAUUCAAUGUUUGUCACGAAUGCUUUGCUUCCCCAAUUAAUUGUUACUUUAGCUCAUUUUGCAGUGCUUUCCCUGAUACGGAUGUUUAUUUUGGAUCGAGAGGAUCAUUCUUUGAAUUUAGACCUACUCAAGGUUUCUUUGAAUGUGGACCUCCAUAUACACUGGAAGUCAUGAACAAGACUGCAGAAUACUGCUUACAAUUAUUGAAAGCCUCAGACGAACCUCUUUCUUUUGCAGUAUUCGUACCAGAGUGGACUGAUACAGAGUAUGGCAGAAUGCUUCAUCCAGAUUCGACACCACUCUGUACGGGUCACUUAUUAGCCGAGCAAGGAAAACACGAAUAUGUCAUUGGUAUGCAACACUUUAAAGAGAAUGAGAAACGUUAUUGGACUCUGCCAUUCCCAACUCAUGUCUACUUUUUACAAAAUGAAAAGGGAAAGGAAAAAUGGCCAAUUACACCUCAACUCAUUGAAAGAUACAAGAAGGUUAUGGAAAUUAGUCAAUAAAAUUUUGGAUGAGUUUGAA
Messenger RNA from Naegleria gruberi, 2290 nucleotides. RefSeq names its product phosphorylated CTD interacting factor. The coding region runs from base 1 to 2271 and encodes 756 amino acids. Gene Ontology annotation, molecular function: mRNA (2'-O-methyladenosine-N6-)-methyltransferase activity; RNA polymerase II C-terminal domain binding. Lineage: Eukaryota; Heterolobosea; Eutetramitea; Acrasida; Naegleriidae. The transcript has a single exon. The record is from RefSeq and is a predicted model, not a curated record.